AUGGCGAUACUCAUCAAAGGCGGAAGGAUGGCGAUGUCGUUCCAGCAGCUCUGCUUUUCGCACUCUGUUGCUAAUUUCAUAGCUCUUGCUUUUUUCGUAUUCUUCUGUGCUCCGAUGAUCAUUCUACAGUCUGAUUUCUCAAGUACAACGCUUACUGGAAAACUGCUCGGAGGAUUCAUGGUGUCUGUCUGGGAUCUUGGUGUGUUAGGCCUACUUAGUAACGGCGUUGCAAUGGCGAUACUCAUCAAAGGCGGAAGGAUGGCGAUGUCGUUCCAGCAGCUCUGCUUUUCGCACUCUGUUGCUAAUUUCAUAGCUCUUGCUUUUUUCGUAUUCUUCUGUGCUCCGAUGAUCAUUCUACAGUCUGAUUUCUCAAGUACAACGCUUACUGGAAAACUGCUCGGAGGAUUCAUGGUGUCUGUCUGGGAUACUGGUCGUCAUUUCCUGGCCAUUCAAGAGCCGAAGCUUCCUGAGCCAAAGGAAUACCGCCGUCAUGAUUGCAUUGGUCUGGUUUCUUGGCGUGCUGCAUUUCAUGCCAUACCUGAAAGGUACACCAUAACCGGUAUUCCGACAAUUUACUAA
This is a messenger RNA of Angiostrongylus costaricensis, 579 nucleotides long. The record is from the annotation of a GenBank genome assembly. Lineage: Eukaryota; Metazoa; Nematoda; Chromadorea; Rhabditida; Metastrongylidae.